UCAGGGUCCUUUCCCGCGGGGCGCCCCGGGCUGCGUGCAGCUCACCUCUAGGCAGGGGGCGCCAUGGCCGCGGAGAGACCACAAAGCCGGGGGUGGGCCCUGUGGGGCGCGCUCCUCCCACGCGGGUGUCAGGUUUACGGAACCGAGCUCCCAGGCCGGACGCGCGGUGGCCUGAUGGUCUCGAGGAUUACAUUCGCCUGACCCGGCCUGGCUUGACCCUGCCCGGGCGCGCCAUGUUCGCUCGUGGGUCCCGGAGGCGCCGCUCGGGACGUGCGCCUCCAGAGGCAGAGGACCCAGACCGGGGCCAGCCCUGCAACUCCUGCAGGGAGCAGUGCCCCGGCUUCCUGCUGCACGGCUGGAGAAAGAUCUGCCAGCAUUGCAAAUGCCCACGGGAGGAGCACGCAGUGCACGCAGUGCCUGUGGACCUGGAACGCAUCAUGUGUCGGCUAAUCUCGGACUUCCAGCGCCAUUCCAUCUCCGACGAUGACUCGGGCUGUGCAUCGGAGGAGUAUGCCUGGGUGCCCCCAGGCCUUAAACCGGAGCAGGUGUAUCAGUUUUUCAGCUGCCUCCCAGAGGACAAGGUCCCCUACGUCAACAGUCCUGGGGAGAAAUACAGGAUCAAGCAGCUGCUGCACCAGCUGCCCCCACACGACAGUGAGGCACAGUACUGUACCGCACUGGAAGAGGAGGAGAAGAAAGAGCUCAGAGCCUUCAGCCAGCAGCGGAAGCGGGAGAAUCUGGGGCGUGGCGUUGUGCGCAUCUUCCCGGUGACUAUCACUGGGGCCAUCUGUGAGGAGUGCGGGAAGCAGAUUGGAGGUGGGGACAUCGCAGUGUUUGCCAGCCGUGCAGGCCUGGGUGCCUGCUGGCACCCACAGUGUUUUGUGUGCACCACGUGCCGGGAACUUCUGGUUGACCUCAUCUACUUCUACCAUGCUGGAAAGGUCUAUUGCGGGCGUCACCAUGCCGAAUGCCUGCGUCCACGCUGCCAAGCCUGUGAUGAGAUCAUCUUCUCCCCUGAGUGCACGGAAGCGGAGGGCCGCCACUGGCAUAUGGAUCACUUCUGCUGCUUCGAGUGUGAAGCUUCGCUAGGAGGGCAGCGCUAUGUGAUGCGUCAGAGCCGCCCCCACUGUUGCACCUGCUACGAGGCCCGCCAUGCGGAGUACUGUGAUGGCUGUGGGGAGCACAUCGGCCUGGACCAAGGCCAGAUGGCUUACGAGGGCCAGCACUGGCAUGCCUCAGAGCGCUGCUUCUGCUGUAGUCGCUGCGGGCGGGCCCUACUGGGCCGUCCAUUCCUGCCACGCCGAGGCCUAAUCUUCUGCUCUCGAGCCUGCAGCCUUGGGUCUGAGCCCACCGCUCCAGGGCCAGGCCGCCGCAGCUGGAGUGCCGGCACUGUCACAGCCCCACUUGCAGCCUCCACAGCCUCUUUCUCUGCUGCGGAGGGGGUGUUGGAGACCACCACCAAAGGCACCUGCACGGAGUCAGAGCCAGCUGCAGGCCCCGAGGAGCCCUCCCACUUUCUGAGAGGGGCCCCCCACCGCCACUCCAUGCCGGAGCUGGGGCUCCGCAGCGCCCCCGAGCUUCCCCCAGAGUCCCCCAGCCAGCCUAACCCGCGUCCGGAUGAUAGUGUCUUCGGUCGCCAGAGCACCCCACGUGUCAGCUUCCGCGACCCUCUGGUGUCUGAAGGAGGUCCACGCCGGACCCUGAGUGCACCCCCGGCCCAGCGCCGCAGGCCACGCAGUCCCCCACCCAGGGCCCCCAGCCGUCGCCGCCACCGUCACAAUCACCGUCACCGUCACCACCACCAUCACCAUCACCACGGAAACCCAAGCAGACGUCGCCACUAUCAGUGUGACGCGGGAUCAGGGUCAGACUCGGGAUCUUGCUCCAGCUCGCCCUCCAGUUCCAGUUCCGAAUCCUCAGAGGAUGAUGGCUUCUUCCUAGGCGAGCGCAUUCCUCUGCCCCCCCAUUUGUGCAGGCCCACUCCUGCUCAGGACACUGCAACGGAGACCUUCACCUCCCCAUCUUCAUUGCUCCGCAGGGACUCUCGCCCGAGACAGGCCCGAGACAAGAACUGUAUCUUGGCUUGAAGGCAGGACGUCCAGCAGGGGGCUCCAUUCUCCAGUCAGAGUAGACCAUGAGGCCCAUAGCCCCACCCUCACACCACACCCUCACGACCUAAGUCAUAAAUCCUCUUCCUCCCUCCUUU
This is a messenger RNA of Cebus imitator (Panamanian white-faced capuchin), 2206 nucleotides long. It is a transcript of the gene PRICKLE3, whose product is annotated as prickle planar cell polarity protein 3. The record is from RefSeq and is a predicted model, not a curated record. Gene Ontology annotation, molecular function: zinc ion binding. Bases 234 to 2087 code for a protein of 617 amino acids. NCBI's taxonomy places the organism in Eukaryota, Metazoa, Chordata, Mammalia, Primates, Cebidae. The transcript has 9 exons.